Prorocentrum cordatum is the source of this 701-nucleotide messenger RNA. The record is from the annotation of a GenBank genome assembly. Lineage: Eukaryota; Dinophyceae; Prorocentrales; Prorocentraceae.
CGGGUGGCCUGCUCCGCGCCGCCGGCCUCCGGGCACCUCGGACCAGCCAGCCCUGGCCAGGAGGAGCAGGAGGACGACCACGACGACGACGACGACGAGGAGGAUGAGGAGGACGACGACGGUCGCACGGAGGAGGGGACGCCGGGAAGCAGGCCGAAAGCGUGAGAGCAAAGGUCUGGCAUGCCGAGGGCAGGCGUGCCAGGACGUGCCCGAUGUGAGAGCAGGCCGAAAGUGCAGGAGCAUGCGUGCAAGUGUAAGGAGGCGCAGCAGGAAGAGGAGGAGGAGGAGGAGGAGGAGGAGGAGGAAGAGGAGGAGGAGGAAGAGGAGGAGGAGGAGGAGGAGGAGGAAAAAGAGGAGGAAGAGGAGGACCUCCUGCAGCCUCUGCGGGGCGCCAGAGGCGCCGGCAGGCGCCGCCAGGUGUCCGGCGCCGGCCCAAGACAUCCACGCCGACCGAUGAAUAACUGCACAGUCCGGAGUUGUCAGAGUCCAAACAUCUAUCUCUUGAAGAAGAGCGCUCUCCGCAAGCGCGAUCGGACAGAGCCUCGGACUUUAGCUGGACCCUAAAAGGCCAUGCGGAACGAGGGAGCGGGGGAGGACGAGGAAGAGGAGCCCAGCGCCGCGGACGAGGGGCUCCGCCGCAGGCAUGCAUAACCAAACCCACAAGCCCUCGGGGCGUGAGUGGUUCAGGGGGCUCGUUCUGC